AUGACAAUCGAGACAAAAGAGUCUCAACCGGUGGCUGCCGCCACAGAUGACCAUCUUGCGGCCGCGGGGAAUUGCAGCGCGAAGAAAGCGGCACCGACUCCGGAAGAUAUUGUAGAGGCAGAAAAAUGCAAGGCCGAGGGUAAUGCUGCUUUUCAAGCUGCCAGGUGGCAAGACGCGGUCUCGCAGUACUCCAAAGCGAUUGACCACGACUCCACCCAGGCCGCCUACUACACCAAUCGCGCCGCAGCAUAUAUGUCACUGAAAAAAUUUAUACCUGCGCUAGCAGACUGUCAGCAGGCUUCGGCACUACAGUCUGAUUCUUCAGCCAAAACGCUCGUUCGUAUGGCCCGGUGUCACUUUAGUCUGGGACAAGUGACACAGGCGCACAACAUUCUUUCCAAAAUCAUCAGCUCGGGCGCUUCGCCAUCAGCAGCCUCUACCUCUUCGGCGACGACCUUCUCGACGGACGAAGUUGCGGCUGCAAAGAGCUUAGAAGCGCAAGUCAAGCGCCUCUCUACGCACCUUGACCAAUAUGCGUCUUAUCGUAAUUCGAAGAACUGGACGCUCGCUAGCAUUGCACUGGACAAGGCAAUGCAAGAGAUUGGCGGCGAGGAGAACGCGCCGUUGGCCUGGAAGAUGAACAAAGCGGACUUGCUUUUGCGCAAGGGUCAUCUCGACGCCGCAAGCUCUGCUGCGACAGACUUACUGCGCUCUGACUCGCACAACUCAGAUGCACUGGUGCUUCGUGCUCGCGUGCUCAUGGCGAAAGGCGAACUGGCGAAAGCGAUUGCACACGCGCAGGCUGCAUUGAGAAGCGACCCAGAUUGCAAAGCGGCCCGCUCUAUUUUGAAAAAGUCGAGGAAGCUGGACAACAUCAAAGCUGAAGGGAAUGCAGCAUUUAAGGCGGGGAACAUCGAGGACGCGAUUGAGAAGUACACCGCGGCGCUGACGGCCGCAGAGGAGGAUGUAGACGAAGACGGCGAGCUGAAAGGCCUCAAGGCGACGCUAUUGUCAAACCGCGCAACGGCCAACUCGAAGUUGGGCAAGCACGAAGAGACUGUUGAGGACUGCGAUACUGCACUGCAGCUCGACAGUGGCUACGUCAAAGCCCUGAGAACAAGGGCGCGGGCGCAGCUCAAGCUGGAAAAGUACGAAGAGGCAGUGAGGGACUUCAAGCAAGCCUUGGAGGAGAGCUCGAUUGGAGUUGAUAGGAGCGCGGAGACGGAAGCCCUCAGACGGGAGCUCAGGAACGCCGAAUUAGACCUCAAGCGAUCCAAGAAAAAGGAUUAUUACAAGAUUCUAGGCGUAGAGAAGUCUGCUACCGAUGCAGAGAUCAAGAAAGCCUACCGAAAAGAGUCACUCAAGCACCAUCCUGACAAGGGUGGGGACAGCGAGAAAUUCAAACUGUGCAGCGAGGCGUAUUCGAUCCUCUCGGACGAUACCAAGCGUCGCCGAUACGACGCGGGAGCAGACGACCCAGAGAACGAGGCAAUGGACCCAUUCGGCGGCAUGGGAGGCAUGGGAGGCUUCGGCGGUCACGGAGGCUUUAGCGGCAUGGGUGGCAUGGGCGGCAUUAACCUCGCCGAUAUUCUGGGUAGCACGGGUGGUCAUCCCAGCGGAUCCAGCUUUGCAGGCGCUGGUGGCCCCUUUGGUGGCGGAGCUGGUGGCAGUGCAUCUGGCUUUGGGGCCGGCGCGAGGCGGCGUCCUGGUGGAGCGGGCGGUUUCCAUGGAUUCUAA
Messenger RNA from Tilletiaria anomala UBC 951, 1737 nucleotides. RefSeq names its product TPR-like protein. Gene Ontology annotation, molecular function: protein binding. Bases 1 to 1737 code for a protein of 578 amino acids. The record is from RefSeq and is a predicted model, not a curated record. NCBI's taxonomy places the organism in Eukaryota, Fungi, Basidiomycota, Exobasidiomycetes, Georgefischeriales, Tilletiariaceae. The transcript has 3 exons.